UUCAAUUUCCUUAUUCGCCGAUCCUAUUCUGAGGAGAUCUUGAGAAAGGGAGGAACAAGGUAGAACUGCACCGCAUCUCCUACACCACCUUCGCCCCUCCUUCCUCUCUCCCAUCCAUGGCUUUUCCUUUUCCUUUUCUUCCUAUUCUUCUACUCCUCUUUCCCUCCAUUCCUCUCUCUGAGUCCAAGCUUUCUGUUGACUACUACAAGACCUCCUGCCCUCAAUUCCAAAAUAUCAUUCGCGACACCGUCACCAAUAAGCAAAUCACCAGCCCCACCACAGCUGCCGCCACUUUACGUCUUUUCUUCCAUGAUUGCAUGGUUGAAGGCUGUGAUGCCUCCGUUCUAGUUUCAUCUAAUGCUUUCAAUAAGGCUGAGCGAGAUGCUGAUAUCAACCUUAACCUCCCUGGGGAUGCCUUCGACGUGGUGGUCAGAGCCAAGACAGCUCUCGAGCUCUCGUGCCCUAAAAUCGUCUCCUGUUCUGAUAUCCUUGCGCAGGUCACCCGCGACCUGGUCAUCAUGGUUGGAGGACCAUUUUAUACCGUUCGUCUAGGGCGGAAGGACGGGCUAAUCUCUAAGGCAUCUCGAGCAGAGGAAAGUCUCCCUAGGACUAACAUGACAAUGGAUCAGAUGAUCGAUUUGUUUAAGUUGAGAGGAUUCACCACCAGGGAGUUGGUUGCAUUGAUGGGUGGCCACACCAUCGGAUUCUCUCACUGCAAGGAGUUCGCUGAUAGGCUUUACCAUUUCAGCAAGAGCACCCCAGUAGACCCAGAUUUCAACCCAAAGUACGCAAGCGCACUGAAGACUUUCUGCGCUAAUUACACCAAAGAUCCAACCAUGUCCGCCUUCAACGACGUACUUACACCGAGCAAGUUCGAUAACAUGUAUUACCAGAACUUGCCUAGAGGGCUAGGGCUGUUGACAAUCGAUAGUGUGCUAGUUAAAGACCCCAGAACUAAGCCCUUUGCAGUGCUCUAUGCAAAGGACCAAUCGGUAUUCUUCACGGAUUUUUCUCGUGCAAUGGAGAAGCUUAGCGUUCUUGAUAUCAAGACUGGGAGGAAGGGGGAGGUCAGGAACAGGUGCGAUCAGUUCAAUUCGAUUAAGACUUAGAAUUUGAUUCAUCAUACAUGGGUCUUUUUUAUGUGAGGCAUGAGAAUGAGAAUGAGAAUGGGAUUUAUGUUAAUUUUUAUCUAUGUUGUUUCCCUUCACAGAUUAAAAGAAAAUAUGUUCUUUUUUCUCUUAUAUAUACUUUGGUUGAUCUUUGAGUUCUUUGUUGCAGCCCAGCAUAUGAGGAUGAGAAUUAUGAUUAUUUUCGUUUCGUGAUUAUAUAACUUGUAUCGCGUUGUGUUUGUGUACCCUUUUCUAAUUUUAAUGUAAGA
Molecule: messenger RNA, 1378 nt
Organism: Hevea brasiliensis (rubber tree)
Lineage: Eukaryota; Viridiplantae; Streptophyta; Magnoliopsida; Malpighiales; Euphorbiaceae
Product: peroxidase 31-like
Exons: 1
Coding region: 117-1109 (330 amino acids)
Biological process (GO): hydrogen peroxide catabolic process; response to oxidative stress
Molecular function (GO): heme binding; peroxidase activity
Source: RefSeq, a predicted model, not a curated record